AUGAAAUCAUUUUUCAGCACUUCUUGUUAUAAUAAGAAAUCUAAUCUCUCACCAAAUCUAACAAACAAUAAAUAGGUUGAUUAAUCUGAAUCAUUUACCAAUUUUAACAAUAUAUAGACAACUUUAAAAAAACCAGAACUUUAUGAUCCAAAAUGUUUUAUUUAUAAUCUAAUUUAGGUUUGUAAUACUAAUACAAUGUAGAAGUUGAAGGGGUUAUUUUUGAUGUACUAGCUCCUUGCAUUUUAUUAGAUGAAUUUUUAUCAGAAAAUAUUGAAAUAGAAGAAUGA
Molecule: messenger RNA, 287 nt
Organism: Paramecium primaurelia
Lineage: Eukaryota; Ciliophora; Oligohymenophorea; Peniculida; Parameciidae
Source: the annotation of a GenBank genome assembly